AGGCUGUGAGAGAGAGAGGAAGAGAGAGAGCAAAACGAACACAAAAGGAGAGAGAGCGAGUGGGAGGUGCAGCGCGUAGGAUUCUCUGUUAGUCCGUGAGUCUGAGAAGAAGAGAGGAGAACAGAGGAGAAACCGCUGAAUGUCAGAAGCCUGCAGCAGCCUGGGUCUCUUCUCUAAGAACCAAGGACUACACUCACACAGCCAUACAGCACAGGCCCACUGCAGUCUGGAGCCACUGACCUGAACUACAGUUACCUGUGUGUGUGUGUGUGUGUGUGUGUGUGUGUGUGUGUGUGUGUGUGUGUGUGUGUGUGUGUGUGUGUGUGUGUGUGUGUGUGAGAGAGCCUGUCAGAGUAAUUGAUGUGAGCGUGUGUCUGAAUGGGUAAGCAGCAGUACCCUGCUGAAGUAAUUUGUGUGUGUGUGUGCACCCAUUCACAGUUCUUAUUAGCUGAUCAACACACACAGCUGCAGGGCAGGAGGGGGUUGAAGGGGAAGUGUGUGUGAGACAUUCAGGUGAGCAGGGUUAACUGACUCUGUGACACCAAUGUGUGUGCACAGUGUGUGUGUGUGAUAUCGGGGUCAGAGCACACACGACAGGAGGAAGUGACACGUCUCUACUCGCGCUCUCGGAUUUCCUGAAGCCUCUCCGGUGACACGAGGAGCACUGAUAGGACCCGAAUCUGAGCUGACCUCGCCCCUGAUUCUGGAGCCCAAGCUUAUCUGGGUACCUACAGACACAAGACUGUGGAGGACUGACAGUGGAUGUUUGGAAUCGAGAGGCGCCACUUGGACUGUGAGCCGUACGUGUGUCCCUAUACUGACCUACUGAGGUGACUGACUGUGGAUGCAUCGUGGAUGUGAAGGGCUCUGGGACUGUGAGCGUUGUGAACAGUGAGUGUGGCUGAAUGCCUCUCCAGACAGAGUAUUUCCCCCUCGGGGACAAUCAGGUUUCCUCCUGCUGCUCUGCUGGGUGUUUAUAGGCAGCCGAGGGCUCAAAUUGAAGCCCUUAAAUGACGGGCAGCAACAGCAUGAGCAGCGGCUACUGCAGUCUGGACGAGGAGGGCGAAGACUUCACCUUCUUCACCGCAAAGAGUUCCUUCUUCCGCCAGCCCCCAAAGCUGGUUAAGCAGAAAGAGGUCGAAGAGGAGAGAGGGCCCAAGGCUCUGUCAGAGGAAGAAUUACGGGCCAAGAUAGAGGACUACAACUCUACGGUCUCAGAGAAUGGCAUGAAACUGGGUGCUGAUGGUUUGUACACUGGCUUCAUUAAGGUCCACCUCAGACUAAGUCGACCAGUCACGGUGCUUGCUGUGGAGGGGACGGGAUUAGACGGCCAGGCGGAAAGACGGCCAAUGACUGUGUCAGAGGGCCAGGAGGGGGCGGGAGCAGGGUUCAGUGAGAAGCGGACGUCGUUCUACCUGCCCAGUGACUGUGUGAAGCAGAUUCACAUCAGUAGUACUACCACAGUCAGGGAGGUCAUACAGGGCCUGCUGAAGAAGUUUAUGGUGCAGGAUAACCCACGCAAGUUUGCUCUGUACAGACAGACACACCGCGAUGGACAAGAUCUGUUCCAGAAGCUUCCUCUUGUGGAGUGUCCUCUUGCUUUGAGACUGGUGGUGGGUCCAGAUCCUGAGCUGCUCAGCUUCGUCCUCAAGGAGAACGAGACUGGAGAGGUGGAGUGGCAUGCGUUCUCGGUUCCUGAGCUGCAGAACUUCCUGGUGAUUCUGGAGAAGGAGGAGGCAGAGCGUGUGCGAUUGGUGGAGCAGAGAUUCGCAGUCUACCGACAGAGCUUGCAGAAGGCAUUACGGGAGGAUCAACCCUGACCCCUCACCCUUCAUCUCUCACUCUGACCUUUCAACCUUCGCCCUCUUUUGACCCAGGGAGAGACAGGAGCCCACUGAGGCUUAGAUUACUAUUCUCCCCUCAGGACACGGGCAGCCCCUCCCUCACUCCUCACAUCCCCUCUGGAGAAGGGAGGCGGGGUUGAGAAAGCACGGAAACGGGGAAAAGGGACUGUUUGAGGGAUGAGUGGACAGGAUGCUAGAACAAAAGAAGUCUGUGCAUCCCUGUGAGUAAAAAGACACUGAACUGAAGGACCGACCGUCUGACUUCGUUGGGGCUCGGAUAUCUUGGUUUGAUCUGACAAUCUGACCUGAUGGGUCUUCUACUGUUACUUUGAAUCUCAGUUUGGUCUGAGAAUGUUUUGAAGAUUCUACUGCUGCUGCCGCUGCUACUGCAAGUGUUGCUUACGCAUGAGUCUCACCUUGCUCUAUCUGCCCCUGUGCCCAUGCAUAAAGAUUUAGGACCAGAACAGACAUUACUAUUCAAAGCAACGCUCCAUGGUGGGUGGACCAUUUGAAAUGUUCCGUUACUUGAUGUUUAUUAUAUCAACUCUCAUGUUGUCCCUGCAUGCCUUCUGUCCAGGGCCGAGGGUAGGAUGGGGGGGGGGGUUGUCAUGGUUGGAUUGGGAAGCAGGGUUGGUAUGGUGGGGUACAUCUGUGUAGGGUUAGGGUGUGGAAAAAGGAACACCAGAAUCCAUUCUCAUCUUCAGACUCCUCUCAUAUCAGUCCCAGGUAUGUACAGCAGUGUUUCUCAUGGAACCGCUCUAUUAAGCCCAGAAGGCUACAGAAUCGUAAGAAGACUUAAACAUCUCUGUCCUAACUUCUUUAUCCAGCACUGAAAUGAACCCUCUAUCUCAGGCGGCUAACUUGCACUUAACCCUGCGUCUCCCUCUACCAGAGUAGCCAUGCUAGUGUGGGAGGUCUUGUGCAGACAGACGUGUAUUUCAUAGGUAGAUGUUAUUCCCAUCUCUUCAGACAGCCAUUUGUGUACCCUGACAGCAGUCACACACAUAUAUAUAUAGCAACAUACAAUAGGCCUUAUAUACCCAAUAGAUAUCCACCCUGUUAUUCAUUAACCCAUUCUACGUAAGCAUACAGAACGUAAACAAUCAGAACAAGUAAGCAUUUCUUCACUGCUUGAACUGUCUGCUGGUGUUUUAAGCAUUUACAAACAGCUCAAUGGGAUGUUGAUGUUCUGAUUCUCCGUGAACUGUUCACCCUGUCAUCAGUAACCCCCGACUCCUAUCUCCUAACCUGGAAAUGAACAUUUAGUCUGAUGGGAGAUGUGCCGUGCUGCUGUGUCUGUGUAGAGCGUAUGCAGCUGUAGCUACUGUUGUUAGAGGCCUGUUAGAGCCAGCCACUCUGUGCUGCUGUGACAGGCCCAUGAAGCCCUGCCACUGAGCCGACUGUUACAGGACUGAGUGAAUGAGAGGAACUGAUGCUUAAACACUGACUGGAGGUCAAGGGUCAUACCGCGAGGAGGUACUCCUGGUCAGUUCAUGUGGUCAGGAAAAACUCCUGUCUGUAUUGUUCAUUGAGAAACACCAUUCUGUUGAUCACACCCAAGUUAAGAGGGACAGGAACCCUGUGUCCCUCUAUCUCCAGAGGUAGUGGGAUAUCUGACUGGAAAUAUGACUUAUUGUAGAAUAAACAAACUGAUUCUGGCCACAGGUCUGUAGAGUAUCCUAGAGAAGGGGCAUGAAAUUAGGCAUGAAAUUAGUGAUUAUUUUGUAGAAAUUGAAUUUUAUCGUACCAAUGAUGUUUAUCUGAGUGUGACGCAUACAGUGCAUUCAGAAAGUAUUCGUACCCCUUGACUUAUUCCACAUUUUGUUGUGUUACAGCCCGAAUUCAAAAUGGAUUCAAUAUUUUCUCUCAUCCAUCUACACACAAUGUCCCACAAUGGCAAAGAGAAAACAUGUUUCUAGAAAUGUUUGCAAAUGUAUUGAAAAUGAAAUGCAUAAAUAUCUCAUUUACAUAAAUAUUCACACCCCUGAGUCAUACGUUGGAGAAGCAACUUUGGCAGCGACGACAGUCUUUUUGGGUAAAUCUCUAAGAGCUUCGCACACCUGGGGCCUCAUUUAUCAAUCAUGCAGAUGCACAAAUCUGUGUGUAAACCAUACAUGGAGUCGUUUCCACACAAAGUGUGAGAUUUAUGAAUAUGAACGCUUGCUUGAGUGUGCAUAAAUUUAUGCACGACCAUGACCAUGCUUACGCACAGUGCCAAAUGCUGGAAUAUGGGAACUGCUUGUUGAGUGUAGAAUGGGGAAAAUAUACGUUGAAAAUGUGUGACAUUAUUUGAGUAAUAAUUAAAUCAUUUUUUUUAUUUCAUUGUAUUUCCAUUGUGGAUUUAUGCAACAUACCUUGACAUGCGAUAUAAUUUGACCGCAUCAGUACACGUGUUUAGAUAAUAAUUCAUAUAAAGUACAGUCGUUUGUUAAACUAUUUCGAACAUUGUUGAAAUGCUAUAAAAGCCUGAGCUAAUGUGAAAUGGAAAGAGUGAUGGCUGAUCCUGCUCGGUUUGAAGAUUAGGCACACGCUGCAUUUUGUAGAGACGGGUGGGACCUUUUCUGCAGAAAGUACAGAUUGGCUCAUCAGAUAUCAUUGAAUUUUGAGAGGAUUUAAGACCUACUUUAAAAAGGGUACUUUUAAGGGUACUUGGCAACGGGUACUUUUCUGCGUGGGGGCUUGCCGUUCGGCAUCUCACAGCCCUUGAUGAGCCAAUGUUUUGGAUGAAGUCAUCAGCAAAACUUAGCUACACAUACAAGUUCCAUACACCAUCGCACAACACAUUGAAGUCAAGAGGGUUUUCUUUGCCAUGAUGCCAACAACGGGUUCCCGAAUAGGAACGGAGCAAUAGACGGCACCCACAUUGCCAUCAAAUUACCAUCCCAAAACUAUUUCAACUAUGUGAACAGAAAAGGCUUCCACUCUUUAUGUGCAGGUUAUAUGACGCGCAAAAGACGCUGCUGAAUGUGGUGGCAAGGUGGCGAGGAGGAACGCACGACUCAUUCUGCAGAACAGCAAUGUUGGCCUAUACGCCUGCCCGAGGGAGCUGUGGAAGAUGGAUGGCUUAUUGGUUAGUGUUACCUACUUAUUUUAAGUAUAUUUGCCAUUGCUAAAGCUACUUGAAUUGUCAUAAUGGCCCUCUUUGUAGCCAUGAUUUUUUUGUUUACUGGUUAAAGCCACAACUGAGCGAGCCAAAUAAAAUAUUUUGGUUGUACUCACUCUGACACUAGCACCUCUUUUUCAGUCUCAGACAUUUUUCUUCUUCUUUGCCUUUUUGGUUAGGCUGUUGUAUUUCAUGGUAUGGGGUUGUAUAUUCCCCGCGUGCUUUAACGUGAUGCUUUUGAUUUUGUUUAAACAUUGUUUAAUUAUGUUUAUUUAGGGGCAUUCUUGAAAUGCAAACCACCAAGGUCGUGCAAGAGCACUGAGGCUGAGAACAAUUGGUAUUUAUAAACGGUUUAUCUCCUACCAGUGUGCAUGUGAUGCUCGUAGGAUUAUUUGAUGAAUCACACCGUUUCUAUGCAUACACCAUUCUAAAUUCAGUUUGUAAAUAGUAUUUUAGGAUAGUUUCUUCGCAAUAUUGAUAAAUGAGGCCCCUGGAUUGUACAAUAUUUACCCAUUUAUUAUUAUUUUUAAUUAUUCAAGCUCUGUCAACUUGAUCAUUCAUUACUAGACAGCCAUUUUCAAGUCUUACCAUAGAAAGCAGGUUUUCCUCUCGAUUUUUCCUGUGCUCGUAGCUGUAUUCCAUUUUUUGUAUUUUUUUGAAACUCCCUAGUCCAGGGUUUCCCAAACUCAGUCCUCGGGACCCCAAGGGGUGCACAUUUUGGUUUUUACCCUUGCACUCCACAGCUGAUUCAAAUAAUCAACUAAUCAUCAAGCUGGAGGACAGAGUUUGGGAAACGCUGCCAGGCCUUGCCGAUGACAAGCAUACCCAUAACAUGAUGCCGCCACCACCAUGCUUGAAAAUAUGAAGAGUGAUACUCAGUGAUGUGUUGUAUUGGAUUUACCCCAAACAUAGCGCUUUGUAUUCAGGACAAAAAGUUCAUUUCUUUGCCACAUUUUUUUAGUGCCUUGCUACAAACAGGAUGCAUGCUUUGGAAUAUUUUUAUUCUGUACCGGCUUUCUUCUUUUCACUCUGUCAUUUAGGUUAGUAUUGUGGAGUAACUACGUUGUUGUUGAUCCAUCCUCACUUUGAUCAUAUCCCACCAUUAAACUCGUAACUGUUUUAACAUCGCCAUUGGCCUCAUGGUGAAAUCCCUGAGCAGUUUCAUUCCUCUCCGGCAACUGAGUUAGGAAGGAUGCCUAUCUUUGUAGUAACUGGGUGUGUACUGAUACACCAUCCAAAGCCUAAUUAACAGCUUCACCAUGCUCAAAGGGAUAUUCAGCAAUUGCUUUUUAUUUUAUAUUUACCCAUCUACCAAUAGAUGCCCUUCUUUGCGAGGCAUUGAAAAACAUCCCUGGCCUUUGUGGUUGAAUCAGUGCUUGACAUUCAUUACUCGAUUGAGGGACCCUACAGAUAAUUGUAUGUGUGUGGUACAGAGAUGAGGCAGUUAUUCAGAAAUCAUUUAACCACUAUUGUUGAACACAGAGUCUAUCCAACUUACUGUGCGAUUCGUUAAGCCCAUUUUUACUCGUGCCACAAUAAAUGGAAUACUUAUUGACU
Messenger RNA from Oncorhynchus kisutch (coho salmon), 6504 nucleotides. RefSeq names its product ras association domain-containing protein 5. NCBI's taxonomy places the organism in Eukaryota, Metazoa, Chordata, Actinopteri, Salmoniformes, Salmonidae. The record is from RefSeq and is a predicted model, not a curated record. Gene Ontology annotation, cellular component: nucleus. The transcript has 5 exons. Gene Ontology annotation, biological process: signal transduction. Bases 1011 to 1820 code for a protein of 269 amino acids.